Megalobrama amblycephala (Wuchang bream) is the source of this 1261-nucleotide messenger RNA. RefSeq names its product FCF1 rRNA-processing protein (gene fcf1). The record is from RefSeq and is a predicted model, not a curated record. Gene Ontology annotation, cellular component: small-subunit processome; nucleolus. NCBI's taxonomy places the organism in Eukaryota, Metazoa, Chordata, Actinopteri, Cypriniformes, Xenocyprididae.
UGGAUGUCUGUUGAGAACCGGAAACACCGCAGUAUCUAGCGCAAGAAAUGACGUAGGAAAUGGCGCAGCGUAAGUGAAAUGUGCAGUGCGUCGCGUGAUAAUGACGUCGAAAGUUUAACACACACGAGGGCAGUUUCUCGAGCAUUUUCCGCCGUCAUGGGGAAGCAGAAGAAACAGAGAAAAUAUGCUACCAUGAAGAGAAUGAUCAGUUUGAAGGAUGCGAGGCUAAAAGAAAAGGACAGAGCAAAAACGCAAAAGAAGAAGAAAGAAGAUCCAUCAGCCAUUAAAGAACAAGAAGUAGCAAAGUAUCCAUCGUGUCUGUUCUUUCAAUACAACACCCAGCUCGGACCUCCGUAUUACAUCCUUGUUGAUACCAACUUUAUCAACUUUUCUAUUAAGGCCAAAUUAGAUAUGGUCCAGGCAAUGAUGGACUGUCUCUAUGCUAAAUGUGUCCCCUGCAUCACAGACUGUGUGAUGGCUGAGCUUGAGAAAUUAGGGAUGAAGUUUCGAGUGGCUUUGCGGAUUGCCAAAGAUCCCCGCUUUGAACGCUUGCCUUGCUCACAUAAAGGAACGUAUGCUGAUGACUGCUUGGUACAAAGAGUAACGCAGCACAAGUGUUACAUUGUGGCCACAGUGGACAGGGACCUAAAAAGAAGGACGAAGAUCCCAGGAGUCCCAAUCAUGUACCUCUCCAAUCACAGGUAUAACAUUGAGAGAAUGCCCGACGAUUAUGGCGCACCACGGCUGUAGUACACAGAAGGGUAUUUUUUUUGUGUGUGUGUAUCUUGUUUGAGAGGAGGUUGUUUUUUUGCAUUGCUAUUCUCCCACCUUCUGCCUUUUUAAAAGAUUUUCCCUGUGAAAUGUAUUCAUUACUCCUCCAUGGUCUUUGGCAGCCCAGUGCACAGAACAUUGAUAUAAAUUAAAAUGUGUGGAAAAAAAUAAGAAAAUUAUCUGCAACAAAUAAAAAUGAUUAACCCAAAAUAUGAGUUCAAACUUCAGUGAUCUAAGACCCCCUAUUCUUAUUAAUUAAUUGGCACAAACCUCUCAAUUUUGUACACAUGGAGUGAUUCUGAGCAGACCUGCUUCAUUUCAUGAAUUUCUGAUGCUUGGGAACAAUGGUGUGCAGUGGUGUUUUGAAAUGAGCAGGCAAUGUCCUGACAUUUUUUUUUUUUUUUUGUUAAUAUACUGUAUCAAAUGUAAAUGUAUGUCCAUUAUUCUUAAUUUUCCUGGUUAAUUAAACAUUACAUAAAAAGAGACCAAA